Molecule: messenger RNA, 601 nt
Organism: Bufo gargarizans (Asiatic toad)
Lineage: Eukaryota; Metazoa; Chordata; Amphibia; Anura; Bufonidae
Product: oocyte zinc finger protein XlCOF7.1-like
Exons: 6
Coding region: 19-501 (160 amino acids)
Biological process (GO): regulation of DNA-templated transcription
Source: RefSeq, a predicted model, not a curated record
CUAGAACUCACCAACAAAAUGAUUGAGCUGCUGACUGGAGAGGUUCCUAUAAGGUGUCAGGAUGUCACCAUCUUUUUCUCCAUGGAGGAGUGGGAGUAUUUAGAAGGACACAAAGAUCUGUACAAGCACAUCAUGAUGGAUGAUUACCGGCCUCUCAUAUCACCAGUUAAGGAAGAGAUAAGAACACCGGAGAGAUGUCCCAGUCCUCUUCUUCCACAGGAUAAUUCAGAUGAACAUCACUAUGUCCCACAGGAUAUUCAGGAAGCUGGAUAUAAGGGCAUCAUGAUGGAGGAUCACCGGCACCUCACAUCACCAGUUAAGGAAGAGAGAAGAACACCGGAGAGAUGUCCCAGUCCUCUUCUUCCACGGGAUGGUUCAGAAGAACAUCACAAUGUCCCACAGGAUGAUCAGGGAUCAGCAACCUUCGGCACUCCAGCUACUGUGAAACUACAAAAUGCAAACGUGCUCGGCUGUUCUUCUAACUCCCACAGAAGUGAAUGAAGCAUUCUGGGAGUUGUAGUUUCUGAUCCCUGUACUAUAAACAGCAAUAAGCAGGGUGUUCUAGUAGUAAAAGCUUGUGAAUCCGGGUGAAGAUCUGAAC